Paramecium tetraurelia is the source of this 918-nucleotide messenger RNA. RefSeq lists its product as uncharacterized. Gene Ontology annotation, biological process: protein targeting to membrane; peptidyl-L-cysteine S-palmitoylation. Gene Ontology annotation, molecular function: protein-cysteine S-palmitoyltransferase activity. NCBI's taxonomy places the organism in Eukaryota, Ciliophora, Oligohymenophorea, Peniculida, Parameciidae. The transcript has 7 exons. Gene Ontology annotation, cellular component: endoplasmic reticulum; Golgi apparatus. The record is from RefSeq and is a predicted model, not a curated record.
AUGCUUUAAGGCGAACAUUAAUUUUCUGAUUUCAUAGCUGUGAUAUUUGUUUAUGGAAUUAUUUUCAGCGAAUACUAUGCCUUUGUAUUUAUUUUCCUACCUGCAUUUCUUAUUAAACAUGGAGUUACUUCUUAUUUUAUUGGGAUCGAAUUUUCAAUAAUAUUUAUUUUCCUAAACUUAGCUUACAUCAUGAUUUAAUAUAUUAAACCAGGAUAUCCUCCACAAGAUUUAGCCAAACAUUAUCACGAAAGAACUUUGGAAGACAUCAAAUAAAGAACAAAAAAAAUGACAGAGAAAAUUAAUAAGCAUAGAUAAAGAAGAAUGUAAAACCAUAUUGAAUUGCAUGAUGAGAAUGAUGAUGAAAUUCGAUAUUAUCCAAGUAUUAUAAUUAGUUUCAUACUGUUUUAAAUGACCCAUCAUUGUAAAGAAUGCAAUAAAUGUGUGCUGAGAAUGGAUCAUCAUUGCCCUUGGGUGAACAAUUGUGUUGGCUUGAAAAACCAUAGAUAUUUUUGUCAAUUCAAUUUCUAUGCAAUCUUGUGUAUGAUUCAGUGCUCUUUAUUUAUUUCUUAUGAUAUAUUUGUAAAUGAUAAGUUAGUAUUGCAAGUAAAAUUUGCUUAAGCUAUUUUGUAGGAGUUAACAAAAAAUCAACAGUUUAUAUUAACUAUUUGUAAUGUUACUUGCUUUGCUCUAGUAGUUGUGAUGGGAUUUCUAUUGGGGUUUCAUCUAUAUCACAUUGCUUAAAAUAUCACUACCGUUGAAUUCCACAUAAAUGAAAUGAAAGCAAAUAAUCCUUUCAAAAAACCUAGAAUUAUUGACAACUUUAAGGAGGUCUUUGGUCCUGAAAUUAAAUAUUGGUUCCUCCCUAUAAGAAAUGCAGAAAAGAGCGCAUUUCCCAGAACAGACCUAUUUGAAGUUUGA